Messenger RNA from Suillus subaureus, 1131 nucleotides. RefSeq lists its product as uncharacterized. Lineage: Eukaryota; Fungi; Basidiomycota; Agaricomycetes; Boletales; Suillaceae. The transcript is spliced from 5 exons. The record is from RefSeq and is a predicted model, not a curated record. Bases 103 to 1131 code for a protein of 342 amino acids.
AUAGGUGCCUUGCGGCUGUGGCGUUGGAUAAAUGUGGCAUGAUAGCCUUUUCUUUUUCUUCCUUCCCCCGCCUGCUACUGUACCACUGUACAAUAACUCGUCAUGAUCACAGGCCAUUUCGCCCACAUUCUCAAUAUAUUGAAGAAAUGGCUUUCACGACUUGCACGUCGCUCUGCGAGUUUAUUCUUCGUUGUCUUGUCUUCACUGCAUCGCUUUGUAGCAGGUCAUUUAAAGUUCGGUGAUCGGAGAUUGAUCACUCGUUUUCCCAGCGGGGUGCUCCCGCGAUCUCAAGAGGAUAUCAGAGGAGAGGGUUCACCCAUUUGCCCGAGCCUUCUGCCGCCUGGUCAAAUGGGGCGGGAAGCUACGGAGGAGCCUCCAUCGCCUUCAGACGAUCCUUACACAGGAUCCGAUUCACGACAUCCACGACCUUUACGAAGGGGUACAGCAAUCCCUCCGUUGGACGCUCAUACAACACCGAUAGGAUGCACCAGUGCCACUCAAACAGAUGGGCUCCAUCAAGGUUCUGUGUCAAGCUUACAUCUGUCUCCGCAUAUGGAAGAGAGUUCCUUGAAAAGCAAGUCGUUCCCAAAGGACGGGGCAUUGCAGGAGUUCAGCAGUUCAGGUCCUUCACGCCUUUCUGACUUCCAUGAAAUCUCCACAACACAUUCACGACCACGAGGAUACAUGGACGAUACUCACUCUAUUAAUACAACGCACACGCGAUCCAUGAGGCACUUGGCGCCUGGUAUGCCUUAUUCCCAAUACGCGUCAGAUAGUCGUGUUUCGCUGCGUAUCGAACACACACGGGACCUGUCUAUUCUCGCCCGAUUAGCGUCUCUAGUGUCGCUGUGCCAUUAUCAGAUCAUGGGUUCGGUCAUCAUGUGCAUUAUACCGCUCCCCCCGGCAGCAAUGAGUUACCGGGCCAAGAGGUCGUCAUGGUCUAUGACGGCCCAAAGACAUGCCCUAUGGUUGCAGAUAAUGUCAGGAGGUAUGAGAGGUGCCAUUUCCGGUGAACAUCACUCUUUCAAGAAUGAAUGUGCCCCAGGGAUGGACCGCGUUCGUGCACCCGGAAGGUGCCCGCUAUUUUGUGAACCAAGAAACAAGAACAUUUACAGAAAUGAAUGUUUGUGA